CUGACACAAAAUUAAAAGCAAAAUUUGACAGUGCCGAAUCUGCAAUGUAAGACCAAAAUAUUUACAAAAAAAUAUUUACAAUUUCUAUUGAUUUUAGUUAUUUAUGGAAGGCUAUGGGUACACGUACCCUCCUCAUUUCCCUCAGAUGGGUUACCCGGACGGGGAGUACCCGGACCAUGGGGAUGGCUUUGGGGAGUACUAUGGUUUAGGACCACUGAAUGGCGAUCGGGAGGGUAACAGACGCAGUCGUUCCAAAAGACGUGACACAAAAAGUUCCCGUUCAAGAAGUAGAACCGUUUCCAAAUCUCGAUCUCGUUCACGAUCCAGAACGAGAACUAGGUCUCGAUCUAAAUCUCGCAGUCGAUCUAGAUCUAGAACUCGAACGAGAUCUAGAAGUCGUACUCGAUCUCUAUCUGGCAGCAAAAAGGAAUUGAACUUGAAAGAACCGAGUAUUUUGGAUGCGUUUAGAGUAUUGUAUUUGACACCGAGCAAACACAAAAAGAGCACAACCAAAUAUUUAGCAACGAAGAAGCGACAAGACCGAAUACAAGAGCUAUUGAAAAGCGAUGGUCUGGGUUCCAAGCGAUGGCUUUUCUAUCCCCGGUCCCAAAACCGGAUUCCCAUAGAUCCAGAUGAAGUACCAGGUACGAGGGACAACUGCGACCAGCGAGUGAAAAUAGAUGGGGACUUCUUCAGGAAAUACAAGAGAAGUAAUAAGGUAGACGCGGACGCUCCUAUAGCGAAGCUGAAGAGGUGGGAGUUGGUCUUUUAUAAGAAGCUAGGAUUUAUACAGGCUGUUUAGUUUUGUAGAGGAAUAAAGUUUUUGUCUUAUGUUGAUUGUU
Messenger RNA from Maniola jurtina (meadow brown), 842 nucleotides. RefSeq names its product serine/arginine-rich splicing factor 4-like. The transcript has 4 exons. NCBI's taxonomy places the organism in Eukaryota, Metazoa, Arthropoda, Insecta, Lepidoptera, Nymphalidae. The record is from RefSeq and is a predicted model, not a curated record. The coding region runs from base 104 to 802 and encodes 232 amino acids.